CAUAUUGAAACUAUACCAUCUAACGAGUCAGUGGGCUUCUUACGUCCUCCUGCAAAGUGCCACAAACAUUUUACAAGCGCGUUCUGUAUUCUUGCACACGAGCGCUACCACAUUAUCAUAUUAGGGCGCAAGUGACAGCUGAAAUCAAUACCAGGGUGGAACGCCCUUGUUCGCGAACCUUAGAGACUACGCCAUGAGGGACACCACAAAAUACAAUGCGUCCUGCCUUAUCGGCAACUGGGCGGAAGAUAGGGAGCUACAAAGAGCGAUUUUGAAGGACAUGCUAUCGAAGAAAGGCACCGGAACGCUCAAGCUUGAUGCCUUCCGCACGCGCAUGGCUGCGGCGCUGUCUGACCUGGAGCUGACCAAGGUGGCCGACGACCCAUACAUCCACUUUGGCGACGUGGUGCAGCUGGUGCACGUGGACACCGGCUGCGUGCUGGCGGGUGACCCCGCCGACGCGGACACGCGCACGGGCGAGUCGACGUGCGCCGCCACGGCCGCCCCCGACGUGCGCGCCCCCUGCCCCCGCAAUAGCCUCAUCCUGCUCCCCUACGUGCCGCCCAAGACGGCCACGGCGCUAGAGCCGCCCUACGACGACGCUAUCGUGCACUACGGGCAAAAGGUCCGCCUGGCGCUGCACCCAGGCGCCGCGGGUGAUCCGGUGGACAGCGGCGGCGGCCCGCGCCCGGUGUGCCUGUUCUCCAAGCCCGUGUCCACCACACACGCGGCGCGCUACAGCCGGCAGCAGCUGGUGGGCUUCACCGCCCGCACCGACUCCUUUGACUGCGUAUGGACCGUGGUCACGCCCGACCCGGCGCAGCGCGCGGCGGCGGAGGGCGUGGAGGUGGCUGCCGGCGCUCCGGUGCUGCUGGUGCACUGCGCCACACAGAAGCCGCUGUGCCUGGAGGCGGCGCGCUACCCCAACGACUACGGCGUGGAGCUGGAGGUGUCGGCGCGGUCGGCGCUGGGGCCGGGGCUCAAGCUGGCCAUGGAGCAGAUGGCCAUGGGCGUGCAGAAGGGCUUCCUUCCAAAGGGCGAGCAGACCGACAACUACUGGACGUUCGUGGCGGGCAGCAAGGUGGAGGCCCUGCCGCCGCCCAGCGCCGGCGGGGACGAGGCUUACUCCUUCCUGGACGGCCUGGUGCUGGAGCUGGCGUCGCGGCCGGGCUCGCUGUCGCUGCUGGAGCGCAAGCUGGUGACGCUGGAGAACAACCAGUCCCUGAUGAGCGCGGAGGACUUCAAGCUGGUGCUGCGCCAGGUGGGCAGCCAGCUGCCGGAGGACGGCAUUGCGGCGCUGCUGACCCGCUACGCGCCCGCCGGCAGCCGCCCCGGCACCCGGCUGGACGCGGCGGCCUUCCGAAACGACCUGCGGGCGGCCAGCACGGCGGCGGGGGCGCGGUGAAGCAGGCCGGGCUGGGUUUGAAGGAGGGGUUGGCAAGGGCGAGGUGAUUUGGUGGGCAGUGGAGGUACGGGGGGCUGGUAAGCGCCUGUUUGGUGACAGGCGUCGUGCGCGUGAGGCCAGCACGGGGUGGCUGGGUUGUACAAUUGGUGUACAAGCGGCAAGUCUGUGCCGCGCUGAUGUGCGUGCAGGCAGUUAAACCAUGACUGUCGGACGGCCGGGGGUGUGAUAAAGAUGAGUGGGUACAUGCGUGGGCAAUGUUUGACGUGUCAACCACAUCAACGCUGACGCUUGUCAUUACCAGGAGUUUGUUACAACUCCCUCAAACAAAUUUUACGUAUACACAAACAACUUUAGCAAACCCUUGCUAUAACGAGGUGAAGCAUCCAAGUUUAAUUGCCGCAAAGAUGGCCGCCCGCGCAUUCUCCGGCCUCCAAAAGCAAGUGUUCAGCUUGUACCGAGCUUGUAUGAGAGGGGUCAGAUCGAAGCCUGAAAGUGAGCGCGCAGACCUUCGCGAAUACGUUCGCGCCGAAUUUAAUAAGGGCAAAUCGCUGUCGCCCAAGGACAUCCAGCGCAUUGAACACAUGCUACGGCAUGGCAAGAAGAUGCUUGUAAUGCUGAUGGCACCUGGAGCCAGGAUGUCGUGGAGCCGGCCCAGCAACACCUGAGGGAGGUACCAAAAACAUCUGGGCACAUCCUACCCUUCACAGCGCUCAUCAUCACACUGAGGGCCAUUCAGCGCCGGCCCCCUGCCCUCCAACUCCUGGUUGUUGCUGCGGUUGCGCCCACGCAUGCGCUCUGACCCUCAACACCUGGCGGCCAGUCUCCGCAGCAACCUCAGCGGCUUCACCACAUGAUGCAAGCGUCCUUUGAGGCAUGGCGUAUCUCAAUCUGCGGGUGUCCAUGGUGCAACCGUUGCCGUUGUGACAGGCGGUCCGUGUCCGUUGCAUCGUCCCUGCACCACGGUGCUGCACCCGUUGCUUGUCCUGUGGUCUGUGCGACACACAACCGCAGCAGCAUACACCGCGGGCAUGGUGCGUAUGGUUUGAUGGACGCGUGCGUGUUUGGAUGUGCAGUGCGGUAGCCCACAUGGUGUGUGCCAGCGGCGUGUGCCUUUGUCGGUCGCAAACGCUACACGCUGACCCGCUGCGGGUGUGGGUCGAGCGCUCUUCAAGCGGGGACUCUGGUAGCAUCGGGACAUCAUCGGCCCAGUGACCGAAGUGUGGAAAAUGUGAUUGUUGUUGUUGGAGGCGCUGAUGUGGGCGAGUUCGGCUCACCGGCACUGGCGCACACUGGCGCUACCGGACUGAAGACGGAACGGGAGAUUCGUAGUUGUUUGGCUUCGUGGCAGCGGGGUGAUUCCUAUGACGGGUUCCAAUAGACCAAUAGCCUUCCAAUCUAGGCACUGCUUGACAAGGCCGUGCCAGCCUGCCUGCUGACGUCAAGCCUGACGGAAAAGGUGAUUGUCAGAUCGUGUAAAGCCUCGCCCUG
This is a messenger RNA of Chlamydomonas reinhardtii, 2893 nucleotides long. RefSeq lists its product as uncharacterized. The transcript is spliced from 9 exons. NCBI's taxonomy places the organism in Eukaryota, Viridiplantae, Chlorophyta, Chlorophyceae, Chlamydomonadales, Chlamydomonadaceae. Gene Ontology annotation, cellular component: motile cilium. Bases 194 to 1405 code for a protein of 403 amino acids. Gene Ontology annotation, biological process: cilium assembly. The record is from RefSeq and is a predicted model, not a curated record.